This is a messenger RNA of Fusarium oxysporum Fo47, 1644 nucleotides long. Its product is annotated as putative xylosidase/arabinosidase. The coding region runs from base 54 to 1622 and encodes 522 amino acids. The transcript is spliced from 2 exons. Gene Ontology annotation, molecular function: hydrolase activity, hydrolyzing O-glycosyl compounds. Gene Ontology annotation, biological process: carbohydrate metabolic process. The record is from RefSeq and is a predicted model, not a curated record. NCBI's taxonomy places the organism in Eukaryota, Fungi, Ascomycota, Sordariomycetes, Hypocreales, Nectriaceae.
CCUGUAUCGUACUUGAGUGGUGAUGAAUCUCGUCGAGCCAAGAAUCGCCGAUAAUGGAGCGUGUUAAAGUCAACCCCAUUAUUCCCGGGUUCGCCCCUGACCCUUCCGUUAUCUACGUGGAUGGAACAUACUUUCUUGUAAACUCCACCUUUCACAUGUUCCCUGGUCUACCAGUUUAUGCGUCUAGAGACUUGAAGGAAUGGAGCCAUAUUGGCAAUGCAUUAAAUCGAACGGGCUUGAUGUCCCUCCAGCGCUCGAUGACUAAAUUGGUCGGCCCUGAUGAGGAUGGUGUUAAAAUUGCUGCGCAGGGAGGGCUUAUGGCUCCCUCGAUCAGAUACCACAAAGGCACCUUUUACAUCGUCUGCACCAAUAUUGCUCACAAGGAUCUUCUGCCUGGAGAAACAGGCUGUGAAAACUUCAUCUUAUCAACCACCGAUAUUUGGGCUGAUGAAUGGAGCGAUCCGGUCUUCUAUGACUUCCAUGGAAUCGAUACUAGCUUGUUCUGGGAUGACGACGAUCGCGCGUAUCUCAUAGGCGCUCGAUCUCCAGCUCCUGCAACGCAGAUCUGGCAGUUCGAAAUCGACGUCAGGACGGGAAAAGACCUCUCUGAGAGGAGGCUGCUCUGGGAAGGUGUCACAAAGGUUUACCCAGAGGGCCCGCACAUGUAUAAGAAGGAUGGAUGGUACUAUCUUCUCAUCGCUGAGGGUGGCUGUUUUGCCGACCACCAUGUCAUUAUGGCUCGGUCGAGGGAUAUCUGGGGUCCGUAUGAGGUCAACCCAGCUAAUCCGGUGCUACCAAAAGCGGACCCUAAUGGGUAUAUCCAGUACACAGGCCACGGAGACCUGUUCCAGCAUCCUUCGGGACAGUGGUAUUUUGCAUGUCUCGGUGUACGCAAGAAUAAUGGGCGUUUUAUCAUGGGGCGCGAGUCUGUUCUUACUACGGCCUCGUGGAGCGAGGGAGAAUUCCCCGUGAUCGACGGCCUUCAGGUCGAUGUGCCACUUCCAAUACACGAGAGCUCAUUGUCUUCCAAUUUUUCUAUCCCGAAAAAGUUCGGAAGUCCAGAUGUCGCCUAUCUUCAGAUCCGCGACCCCGUGCCAGGCAGCUAUGAGCAUGAUGGAAAAGGCGUCACUCUGACAUCCAGCAAAGCGGACUUGAACCAGGACGACGAGCCGGUGACAUUCAUUGGAAAGCGCCAAAGGAGCCUUCAUGGCACGUCUUCCGCAACACUCGAGUCCCUAGACAGCUCCAUCAUGGAGGACUCUCGACUCAGGACAGGUCUAUGCUAUUAUAAAGAUGAGCACCGAUAUGCUCGUGUCUUUCUUGACGUCAACCCCGAGAAUAUUGUCUUUGAGCUUGUCAAUAAGGCCCGGUCCAUCGAACGAACAUCAUCUGUCAACAUCGGUGCAAUAGCGAAGGACAAUAGUAUUGUAUUUGGGAUAGACUAUACUGAGCUAGAUCUUGUCUUUUGGUAUUCGCUUGGGGAGGUCGGGACGAGGCGAAAGAUGGGUACGCUAGACUCCUUAGAUAUGACUGGGCAUGACUUUGUGGGGCCUGUCAUUGGUGUAUUUGCUACCGGCAAUGACCAAAUCAGGGUGAAGUAUCUAGACAUUACAGUUGUAUAGAUCAGUAUUCCACAACUGUAGC